Messenger RNA from Boleophthalmus pectinirostris (great blue-spotted mudskipper), 1419 nucleotides. RefSeq lists its product as uncharacterized. The record is from RefSeq and is a predicted model, not a curated record. NCBI's taxonomy places the organism in Eukaryota, Metazoa, Chordata, Actinopteri, Gobiiformes, Gobiidae. The transcript has 5 exons. The coding region runs from base 10 to 984 and encodes 324 amino acids.
GAGUUGGCCAUGCCGUCCUUCAUGAAGCAGAGUCUGGAGGAGCUUCGUGUGGGCACCUACUCCAACAUCGCCUUCAUCCACCCGGACACGCCGCUCUACACCGCCCUGUCCCUCUUCACCCACCGCAGGGUCUCCGCCCUCCCCGUCGUGGACUACAGCGGUAAAGUGGUGGACAUCUACUCCAAAUUUGACGUCAUUAACCUGGCGGCGGAGAAGACCUACAACAACCUGGACAUCACGGUGACGCAGGCACUGAAGCACCGCUCCCAGUACUUCGAAGGAGUCCUCAAGUGUCACCGGCUCGAGACUCUGGAGGUCAUCGUGGACCGCAUCGUCAAGGCAGAGGUUCACAGGUUGGUCGUCGUCGAUGAAGAAUCCAAAAUCGUGGGAAUCGUUUCUCUGUCAGACAUUCUUCAGGCUCUGGUCCUCACCCCAGCAGGUUUGGGGAGGAAGGAAAGUCUUUCAUCUCAGGCUCCAAAUCUGGACUCAGGUCUUCAGCGAGGAGACGAGGAAACCAAACAAGGAACUAACCAAGGAGAUGAGGAGACGAGGCAAGGAAGCAACGAAGGAGACGAGGAGACCAAACAAGGAACUAAUGAAGGAGACGAGGAGACCAAACAAGGAACUACCGAAGGAGAGGAGGACGUGAAUGAAGGGAGCAAGGAGGCAGAGGAGAGCGGAACAGAAGAGCAAGGAGACAAGGACGGAAAUGAGGAAGGAAAUGAGGAAGGACAUGAGGAGACGAAUGAGGAGACGAGGGAGGAGGCACCUGGAGUGGAAGAGACUGAGGAGGAAGGAAAUGAGGAGGCACAGGAGGAAACACAAGAGGAGGUGAACAAGGAAACGAACGAGGAGACAGUGGAGGAGGCGCAAGGAGGGAAUGAGGACCAAGGGACUGAGGAGGAAGGAAACAAGGACACACAGGAGGAAACAAGUAAGGAAGCUACUGAGGAAGCAACUGAGGAAGAGCAAGGAGGCAACUGAGGAAACGAGAGAGGAGGACCAAGGGACUGAGGAGGUAGGAAACGAGGAGACAGAGGAGGAAACGAACAAGGAGGCACGUGAGGAGACGAGCGAGGAGGCAGAGGAAGGAACUGUCAAUCAAACAGACGAACAGGAAGAGGCGGAGUCGUGACAUGUGACAUUUUAUCCAUAUUUGGGCAGACCCCGCCCCCACCGUUCCAUAUAUUUAAAUAUCGUCACUUUAUCGUGUUUAUUUAGAAUCUCAGCACCGAUACGAGCCGAUAUUUAGGUUUAAAACACCUGCGGAGAAUCGAAAAACAGAACAAACACAAAACUUUUACACAUCGUCUGAAGUGUCGAUGGAGGUUUGAAGAACUGCAGGGUCAUGGUUUUGUGUGUAAGUGUGUGUGGGUGUGUGUGUGUAAGUGUGUGUGUAAGUGUGUGUGUAAGUGUGUG